Pan troglodytes (chimpanzee) is the source of this 1706-nucleotide messenger RNA. RefSeq names its product coiled-coil domain containing 182 (gene CCDC182). Lineage: Eukaryota; Metazoa; Chordata; Mammalia; Primates; Hominidae. The record is from RefSeq and is a predicted model, not a curated record. Bases 19 to 561 code for a protein of 180 amino acids. The transcript has a single exon.
AGGGUUUCUCCACUCCGAAUGAUCGUGUCUCUAGACAAAAAUAUUUAUAGACCUGGUUGGUCUCUUGGCUUCCUCUCUUUGUCCAACGUAGAAGAGACAAUGGAACCCCUCUACCAGGCUGGGUCCAUUCUCAUGACAGUGAAUACCCUACAGGGGAAGAAAAUGGUAGAGAGUGGCCUCCAGUCUGGAGACUUUUCCUUGUCCCAGUCAUGGCCCUCCUGCCUCCCACCACCCGCUGACUUGGAGAUCCUGCAGCAGAAGGUGGCUGGGGUGCAACGGGAACUGGAGGACUUUAAGAAAGAGGCAUUGAAGUCCAUUCAUUACCUUGAAGACGCCUUCUGCGAGAUGAAUGGAGCCCUGGUGCAACAGGAGGAGCAGGCGGCUCGCGUGAGGCAGCGGCUAAGGGAGGAGGAGGACCGUGGCAUCGUGCGCAACAAGGUUCUCACCUUCCUGUUGCCGCGCGAGAAACAGCUCCGGGAGCACUGCAAGCGGCUGGAGGACCUGCUGCUGGACAGCGGUCGUGACGCCCUGCGUGCCACCAAGAAGAGCCAGGCUGACUGAGCCUCGUGGGUGGCACUAGCCAAGCACCAAGUUGAAGAUUUUUUUUAACGGAAGGAGAAACCCCAAGUCCCCACCCCCUUGCUUUCCCUUCCUCAUUUCCAUUGCUUUCCUUCUACCUAAAUAACACCUUGCUGAGAGGCAAAAAGACUUCAAUUUUUUUUUUGGUGAAAUUCCAUUUAUCCAGCAUUCUAAAGGAAGGAGGCACCCCAGUACUGAGUCAGGCCCCUGUAACUUUCACUUGAACUGUUUUCCUGUUUGUAACGGUACUAUUGCUCAAUGUAUACCUCUUUAUUUGUAUAGUAUAUUCUUAAACUGAUUGUGUUGAACAUUCACCUUUUUUUUUUUGAAUGAUUCGAGGCUUUCAUGAUUUGAGACUUAACACGUGGUCAACUGAUACCACAUCACGUAACACAUGAUCUCCCCAGAGGGGUCGGACUGCUUGCCCGUGCACUAACACUACCCCAGAUUGCUCUGUUUUUAGUAUUCUAACCCUUGUCUGUAUGGUCUUUCUGUCUGCCUUUACUCUUAGACUGUCACAUCUCACUUUUCUUUGCUGCCUCUUUCUACCUCUACUUCCUUUCCAUUUAGACUGCAGACUGGCCAAUUGGAAUGACAGAGCUUAUUGGGACCGUGUGGGUGGAACUCGCUGAGCUCUAGCAACCGAUAAUGCAACACCUCUGAGAUGGGACUAGGAAGUGGGGAAACUGAUUUCUGUGUUCGAUCCAUGGAGCAGGAAUUAUUGUCACAGUGCCUGGCCAUUUAUCAGGCAACACACACAUACCAUCCCACUUACUUCCAUAGGCACCUUGGAGGUGAGUGUUGAUUUUCCAUGGUUCACACUGGGAGACUGGCCGCAGGAAGGCAAGUCCAGUACCCAAGGUCUGCACACUAGUAAGUGGCAGGGCCAUGGUUUAAGUCCAGGUCAGCUGUGCUCAUUUGCAUCCUGCUGCAUCCUUCUCUGCUCCCCAGUUUUGGAACCACUUCAGGCUGUUCAUGGACGUGUUCUUCUGGAAGGCUGAGGUUGUCACAUGGGUGACUUGGGAGUUCAUUAGCUGACACUAUACCUUUUAUUUCCAAUUAGUCUUCUACUUCAUCAAUUCAUAUAUCUUCUCUCUGGCUACCCAAAUGCUGCCAUGCAGCAGGGA